AUGAACGAAAAGGUCUUGGGAGUUAUUGUGGAGAAGACCCUGACAGCACCAGCCCAGUACACAGCUGAGGAGAAAAGACAUGCAGAGGACCAGGUUUUGCGAGUCUUGCCACAAACAUCUGAGAACGUAAAGCAACUUCAGCAGCUUUGUGACACCUUGCUGCUGGAUUUGUGGAAGCCACUGCUGUCUGAAGAUAUCCAGGCUGGAGAAGAACUGCAUGUCAGGGUUCCAGCCUCCAGUUUACAGGAGCUGAAAGGCAGCUUAAAUCAGCAUUUGAUAUCUUAUGAGGUCCUAAUACGUGAUGUACAAGAACAGCUGGACAGUAGCAUGCCAAGGAAGGGCGGCAGUCACUGGAGGGUUCCAGAGGGCUAUUCCUACACUGUAUAUCAUCCAAUGGAAGAGAUUUAUCACUGGAUGUACCAGAUAAAGGAGAGCAACAGUGAGUUGGUGACACAGCAUUCUCUAGGAAUGACAUAUGAGAACCGGUCAAUGUAUUAUCUGAAGAUAAGUCAACCAUCAAAUAAGGCCAAGAAGAUUAUUUGGAUGGACUGUGGGAUUCAUGCCAGAGAAUGGAUCUCUCCUGCCUUUUGCCAGUGGUUUGUGAAAGAAAUUUUGCAGAAUUACAAAACUGACCCAAAGAUAAAAAGCUUCCUGCAGAACUUGGACGUAUAUAUCCUGCCAGUUCUCAAUAUCGAUGGUUAUAUCUAUUCCUGGACAACAGAACGUCUGUGGAGAAAAUCCCGCUCUGCACAUGUAAAUGGCACCUGCUUUGGAACAGAUCUUAACCGCAACUUCAAUGGCUCCUGGGGCAGUAUUGGCGCGUCUCAUAACUGCAGCAGCCUCACUUUCUGUGGAACAGGGCCAGAAUCAGAACCCGAGACUAAAGCUGUGGCCAGAUUUAUAGAAGAAAGGAAAAGCGAUGUUUUGUGCUUCUUGACUAUCCACUCUUAUGGACAGUACAUUCUCACUCCUUACGGUUACAAAACCGAUUUGGCAAGUAACCACCAGGAUUUGGUGGAAGCUGCAGAGAAAGCAGCAGUCGCACUGAAGGAAAAGCAUGGGACCAAUUUUACAGUGGGACCAACUUCUUUGGUUUUGUACAAGAACUCUGGCUCCUCGCGGGACUGGGCUCACAUGAUUGGCAUUCCAUUCUCCUACACAUUUGAGCUGAGAGACAAGGGUGCCUAUGGAUUUAUUCUACCGCCAGACCAGAUCCAGCCCACAUGUGAGGAGACUACCACAGCUGUGAUGACCAUCAUAGAAUAUGUAAAUCAGAAGUAUUUCCCAAACAGUGCAGUGGCAGUGACCUCUGGCAGCCUGUGGUUAUGGCUCAUUGUCCUAUUCACACGGAUCUUGUCCUAAGUAAGCCCUACAGAGCUCAGCAGGAAACUCACAUGCAGUGAAAAAUUGCAUGCAAAGGAAAAAUUGACGUUACUGGGGAGCUAAAUGGCAUAGUGUUGAAAUAAACGAGCAUUACAGUAAAUGCAGAGAGUUCUCUGGCGUUCUGGGGGCUUUUUGGAGAAGGAGGAAAGGAGAAAGAACAAUCUGUAAAAUCAAGCCCUGCUCAUCAAAACCAGUUGCAGAAGGUUAAGUUCCAUUCCUUUGUUUAAAUUAAGGCAAGCCCAUAUUAACUUCAAAAAUCUUGCUCGCUGUCUCUGCAAGGCCAGAUUGAAUAUGCAUGGGGUGGAAACUGCGCUCGUAGACAUGGUCUCAGUGACUGCCUUACAUCUACGCUUCCCUUUCUGCUAGGCAUAGCCCUGCUCUUCUCAUGGUCCCCACACCACACUGGCCCACCAGCCAGAA
Messenger RNA from Mauremys mutica (yellowpond turtle), 1803 nucleotides. It is a transcript of the gene CPO, whose product is annotated as carboxypeptidase O. Gene Ontology annotation, molecular function: metallocarboxypeptidase activity; zinc ion binding. The transcript has 12 exons. Gene Ontology annotation, biological process: proteolysis. The record is from RefSeq and is a predicted model, not a curated record. Bases 1 to 1362 code for a protein of 453 amino acids. Lineage: Eukaryota; Metazoa; Chordata; Testudines; Geoemydidae.